Owenia fusiformis is the source of this 3146-nucleotide messenger RNA. Lineage: Eukaryota; Metazoa; Annelida; Polychaeta; Sabellida; Oweniidae. The record is from the annotation of a GenBank genome assembly.
GUGACAGGCGCCAUCUUUAAACAUCUAAAAUGGACUGGCGACUUUUUAAUAUUGUUUUCCUCGGUCUCUCAUUCAUGCUGAUAUUCACAGCGUUCCAAACAUGUGGAAUGAUUGAGCAACGUGUAGUUGAUGGAGCAAAGAAGGAACCAAACUCAACAUUCACUGGAGAUGGUUACACAAGUUUAGCAAUAAUUUACCUCACAUUUGCUGGGGCUAACUGGGCAGCGCCAUCUAUAGUUGCAGUAUGUGGACCCAAGAUAUCCAUGGUGAUGGGGGGUGCUGCUUAUCUGUUGUUUAUUGUAUCUUUUCUGAAGCCGAUGACGUGGGCGCUGUAUACUGGGUCUGUUCUCAUAGGUAUCGGAGCAGCAAUUAUUUGGACUGCUCAAGGAUGUUUCUUGACUCUCAACUCUGAUUCUGAAACUAUAGCGAGGAAUAGUGGUAUCUUUUGGGCUCUAAUGCAGUGCAGUUUGCUGUUUGGGAAUCUGUAUGUGUACUUUGCCUUCAAAGGAAAGGAAGAAGUAGAUGCAAAUACAAGGACCACGUUGUUCAUUGUUUUGUCCUCGGCCUGCCUUGUGGGGAUAUUGAUGCUGUUUGUACUUAGAAGACUUCCAUCGAAUGAAACUGACAAUUUAUUAUCAAUAGGUGCCAGCACAAACACAGAUUCAGACUCACCAAGUACAUCAGGCCCACUGUAUGCAUUAAAAAGAUCAUUUGAAUUAUUCAGAACGAAAGAAAUUUUGCUGUUAAGUGUUUGUUACGCAUAUACAGGAUUUGAGUUGACAUUCUUCAGUGGUGUUUAUGGCACUAGCGUAGGACAUACGCAACACUUUGGCAUUGAGGCGAAUAGUAUCAUAGGACUGAUUGGCAUUUUCAUAGGAGUUGGUGAGAUUCUAGGUGGAGCCGCUUUUGGUCUAUUUGGGAAGCGUACAAACAAGUUUGGUCGAGAUCCUAUAGUCCUGUUAGGGUUUAUUGUACACAUGGCAGCAUUCUACCUAAUAUUUAUUAACUUACCAGAAGAUUCACCACUCAAUGAAACAUCUGGUCAUACAUAUAUGACAUCCAAUAAAUACGUAGCUAUCGGCUGUGGCUUCCUGCUGGGACUCGGGGAUAGCAGCUUUAAUACUCAGAUUUAUUCUGUCCUAGGGUUUAUGUUCCCUGAAGAUAGCGCACCAGCGUUUGCUUUAUACAAGUUUGUACAGUCAGUGACUGCAGCAGUUGCUUUCUUCUACAGCACUAAGUUAUUGCUACAAUGGCAGCUUUUAAUCCUAGUUGUGAUGAACGUACUAGGCACAAUGUGUUUCUUCCUCGUGGAAUGGGGCAGUGCAAGGGUCUCUCAUGAAGGCUAUUCUAAGAUAGAAUGACAUUCUGGUGAGGAAGACAGCACCAUGUAAAACAUUCCUGUUGCCAUGACUAUCACUGUGAUUACUAUGGAGAUGAUGUCAACAAUUACAUAACUGGAUUGUGCAGCUGUGAUUCCUCAGGUUAAUAAAUAGAUGCAAUAAACAAACAAUGAUGUAAUACAAUUAAAUGCAGUUCAAUGAAAUAUUCUUUUAUUUCCCAAGUGGGUGCAAAUUUUUAUUUUCACAAUUUUGACAAAAUUUGGGUAAAAAUGCACAGAUGCCGGCCAGAUCAUUUUAUAGUAACAUAAUGAUCUGGCAUGAAUCUAUGUCAAAAUGUAACAUCACAAUCUUGUGCUAUUUUGCUCAUGUGGGCUGUUUCUAUUGCCCACAUUUUGAAUGGAGGGAGUGCCAGCAUAUUUUCAAAAUCUCCAGACAGUGCAGGACCAGCACCCACUUGUUUCAAUGUUGGGGAUGAAGAGAUACAUAUUUGGGAUAUUAUAAAUGAGAAAGUUGCUCAAAAAUGUUGUCUGAUGUCAUAAAAAGUCUCCAUAUAGGAUUCUUGCAAUGAGAAAUAUUAGACAAAAGAUUGAGGUCUCUUUUAAUCAGAGGAAUUUAACAUUGCCCUAAAAGUUUAAAAAAAUUCAGGGAAAUAACGGAAAUAAAACCUCUGAUUUAGGGGACAGUUUCGCUGUCAUAACUCUGAUUUAUGAGACAUUUCGCUGUCAUCCUAAGUGCUAUAUAUUAUUGGUGAUUGAUUGUGACAAAUGACUGACGACUGACGUAAUGUAACUAUGAUAGUUAAAAAUGAGUGGCAAUUCAUAUAAAUUGUAUAGGAAAGAAUAUUGUACAGGGCGUUCAUAAAGUUCUUGCAAAAAUACUCUAAAAUUUUUGUUUCUCUGUCAAUUUGGCUGAAAUUUUCACUCAGUAUACCUACACUAUUCAUACAUUGAGACUCUUGUAUGGAUACCAUAAGUUCCCCUAAGGUUGAAUGACGAAUUCCGCGAAGAUCAUUCUUUAUUCUGCCAAAAACCCCAAAGUCAAGGGGUGCCUUGUCUGGGGAGUAGGGAGCUUGAUCACGAAGUAUGGGAUAAAUCUAAUUUUCACUUUUUCUAAAUACAUUCUGGUAUAUUAUCAUCAACUGUGCAGAAGUUAUGUCACUCAAAAUCAUACAGUAUCGCAUUUCUAACAUGAACGACCGAGUCUACAAGCAUUUUGUUAAUUCAAAUAUUUUGAUUUUGAUUUUUCGUACAGUAUGUGGUAUCUGCAUGGUUUAUUUACAUGUUGUAAGAUGUUUUAAAAUAUGCCAUUCCAGUUUGUGUACUGUGUUUCUACAGUUGGUGUGUUUCUAUUAUUCUCCAAAACAAUGGCUCCAAAUUUAUUGGGAGCUCUUCACACACGUUUGUCUGGUGUUCUUGGGAUGUAUUUUCUGAUACAGAAAAUACAUAAACUAUUUCUAUUUCUUAUCAUUAUUUUAUUUCAAUACAAGAAGAAAAGAGGGCAGUGCAAUAUUUAAUUUUUAUUUCAUGUUUAUCUGCAACAAUGUAAUGUUAUAAUGAAGUUUUAUUCAUAUUACUAAGAAAAAUUAUAUGUAGAAAAUUCUGGUAAAAGUGGUAUGUGAAGAUAUUUCCUUUUUUCAAAAUUCUUUUUUUUAUAAUUUUUAGAAUUUGAUAUUUUUGAUAAAUUGUAAAAAAAUAUUGUCACAUUGCAACUUAAUGCUGUAUGAAACAUACAAAAAACGUUUUGCUAAAAUCAAAUAGCAUCUUGUAUAAGUGAAAAUAGAUGGUGAAUAAUUUAUUUUAUUUUUUU